Molecule: messenger RNA, 960 nt
Organism: Phytophthora infestans T30-4
Lineage: Eukaryota; Oomycota; Peronosporomycetes; Peronosporales; Peronosporaceae
Product: ser/thr kinase
Exons: 3
Coding region: 1-960 (319 amino acids)
Biological process (GO): MAPK cascade; protein phosphorylation
Molecular function (GO): ATP binding; MAP kinase kinase activity
Source: RefSeq, a predicted model, not a curated record
AUGAACAACCUCGAGAAUUCCUUCAUUGCCGGUGCUGGCGCCUAUGUCAAAGGCAAGUACGCUAUCACAUCGACAGGGGUCGUCCGAAAGGGAACAGGACGCGCCUUCAGCGUCGUACCGGAAGAGCUGGAAUGGGGCGGACAGGUGAUCGGUCGAGGCGCCAGCGGCUGUGUGCUGAUCUCGCGUCACCGACCGACCAAUACGCCGUUGGCACUCAAGAUGAUUAACAUGUACGACAAGAUCAAACGUGAGCAGAUAAUCCGUGAGAUCAACGCGCUGUUCGACGCAAAGUGUCCGUGUCUCGUAACUUUCUUCGGCGCGUUCCUCCGUGACGGAGCCGUGGUGCUCGCUCUCGAGUACAUGGAUGGAGGAUCAUUAGAAAACGUAAUCCAUCAGCUCGGUACCAUUCCAGAACACGUCCUGGCUAGCAUGGCCUUCCAGAUCCUCCACGCGCUGUCAUAUCUCAAGACAAACAAGCGCGUUCACCGCGAUAUCAAGCCGCCCAAUAUUUUACUUAACAGCCAGGGUCAAGUCAAACUCUCGGACUUUGGUAUCGCUUCCGAGCUCGGCAACUCAAUCGCCAUGUGCGGUACGUUUGUAGGCACCUUCCGCUACAUGUCGCCUGAGCGUAUACAACACACGCAGUACAGCUACAGCUCGGACAUCUGGAGUCUCGGUCUCGUGCUCAUGGAGGCCGCAACUGGCGUGUACCCGUACCCAAAACACAAGGCUUGCAUCGACAUGUUGCAGAGUGUACUGGAAGCACCGCCGCCAGCUCUGUCGCCACAGUAUUUUUCUCAGGAUUUCUGCGACUUUUUACACCAGUGUUUGCAAAAGAACCCGCUCGAUCGUGCGUCAGCGGAUGCUCUGCUUGAAUCACCUUGGCUGCAGCGCUGCGGGGCUGUUAACCUCGAGAAGUCGAUCGGUAAUGUGCGGCAUUGGAUCGACUCGCUGCAAUAA